Messenger RNA from Leptidea sinapis, 1940 nucleotides. It is a transcript of the gene Mat89Ba, whose product is annotated as nucleolar protein 6. The transcript is spliced from 6 exons. Gene Ontology annotation, biological process: tRNA export from nucleus; rRNA processing. Gene Ontology annotation, cellular component: CURI complex; small-subunit processome; UTP-C complex. NCBI's taxonomy places the organism in Eukaryota, Metazoa, Arthropoda, Insecta, Lepidoptera, Pieridae. The record is from RefSeq and is a predicted model, not a curated record. Bases 219 to 1940 code for a protein of 573 amino acids.
CUGUCACAUUAGGAAUAAGCAGGUGUUGUUUUGUAAUUUGUAUGUUAUGUGUUUACAUUUUAAGGUUAUAAUUUCUGAUACCCCGAAGUCUGAACUUAACCUGUAAUGUAACUAUUAGGUCUAUUACUAAAAGUACGUUUAUAUUAGUAUAUAAAUCUAGAGCUAGGUGUUUCAACUAAAAGUACUCUGUCGCUAGGUGUUUAAGUUUUUUCGAUAUAAUGGUGAAGCGGGACUGUAAAUUAUCGAUUUUUGAAAAUGAAGCAGAGACUAAUAUUAAUGAAAAUGGAAAAAGACCCAUAGAUGAUCCAAAGAAGGAGGGCAAAAAGCGCAUUAAGAACUUAUAUCGCCAGCCAACCGCAAAAGAAUUAAACAGACUCCAGGAAACUGAAAACUUGUUCAAUUCAAAUUUAUUCCGCCUCCAAAUUGACGAGGUUCUUCAAGAGGUGAAGGUUAAAGAGAAAACAGAUAAAAGAUUCAUUGAAUGGUUCACAAAUUUAAAAACACAUUUACUUACAAUAGCCGAUGAUGAACAAGAGUAUAUUUUAAGUGAGAAAACUCUUGCUAAACAUCUAAAAGUAAAACUACCAAUUAGCCCUAAACUUAGUAAGACAAAAGCAAUUUUUAAGUUUUUUAAGUUUCAUGAUAUUGACAUUGUGGGAUCUUAUGCACUCAAUAACUCCAUCAAUUCAAAACUUAUUGUUGAUGUUCUCAUUACAGUGCCAGCAUGCACAUACACAAAGAAUGAUUCAAUCAAUUAUAGGUAUCAUCAAAAAAGAGCUGCAUACCUUGCUUACAUUGCUUCACAUUUGCGGUCUUCUGAUUUAAUUGAAGAUCUUAAAUAUUCAUACUCAGAUAGUAUUUCAAAACCUUUUUUAAUUUUAAAGCCAUCAGGAAAGUUGGGGAAUAGUUUAUCAGUAAAAAUUGACUUAUGUUGUGAAGAAGAUGCAUAUAAAUUACAUAGAUUUAGUCCAUCUAGAAAUAACUUAAGAGAUGCUUGGUAUUUUGGUGGGGAAGAUACCUCUGAUGUUGGUACACCCACUCCAUAUUACAACUGUAGUGUUUUAGCAGAUUUAACAGCAAAAUUAAAUCAUGAAUUUCUAACACAAACUUUGAAGAACUGUGAAAAUCUGAAGCAGGCAAUAGUUUUGCUGAAGAUCUGGGCGAGACAAAGAGGUCUCAGGGUAAAUGGCUACAUUCUAAGUAUGUUGGUCAGUUAUUUAGUGCAGCUGAAAAGAAUCAACAAUAUUAUGAGUAGUUAUCAAAUUGUGAGGAAUGUCUGGAUUUAUCUAAAAACAUCAGACUGGGACACAAACGGUGUCACAUUAAAUAAAUUAGAGGGGUCACCUCAGCUGGAGGAGUUUGCAGGCACAUUUCCAGUAGUAUUUCUUGAUAAAACCGGUUUCUACAAUAUAUGCUGGAACAUGGACAAAGGAACAUACAAUUCAUUGCGAAGAGAAAGUAGUCUAGCAGUUGAUAUGUUGGAUAACCCUAAGUUGAACAGCUUUAUUCCAUUGUUUAUGGUGACUCUUGAUCCACUGAUGCAGUUUGAGUAUAUAUUAAGAUUUAAAAACCUUAAUACUAUAAAGGAGUUGGUGUAUCAAAAAGUUUCCAAAGAGAAUAAACUCAACUAUGGAAUUGAUGACUUAUCUUUGAUUAUAACCUCAUUACACUCGUUGAUGAGUAAAGGGCUUCAAGAUAGAGUACAUCUAAUAUUACCUCUAGUCGAAGCCAACUUCUCAUGGCCUGUCAAAAUGGCAUUGGAUAAAGCUCAGCAUGAUUUUAAGGAGAAAUUGUCGUUUGGUUUUGUAAUGAACCCAGAAAAUGCGUUGAAUCUUGUUGAUCGAGGGCCACCGGCUAAUUUGCCAGAAGCUGAACAAUUUAGAUUAUUUUGGGGCGAUAAGUCCGAACUGCGGCGGUUCCAGGACGCAGAUAUGGCGUAG